AAUAAAAACAUCGACUAUGAAGGAGUAAAAAACAAUAUAAUUUUGAAAAAGCAGACAGCGUUGAAAUCCCAUAUUAAUUUCGAAUUACAGACACACUGAAAAAGAAAGCGAAAAACACAGAAAUCAGAACACUACUAUGAUAGAAGAACAGCGCGCCGGAGCUCCGCACGCGGCCAUCCUGGCGGUGGUGGUGUUGCUGGUAAUGGUGGUGCCGACAUUGGUGGGCGACCAAGGCGAGGCGCUAACGGAGUUCAUCGCGGAGCUGGUGAGCCCCGUGGGGAUGCUCCUUAUCCCCAUCGUUCUCCUCCUCACCAUCCAAUUCCUCUCCUCCGACACCGGAUCCUUCGUCUUCUCCACCGGCGAGCCCAACUCCAUCCACCGCGCCAGUGGAUCGCCCGUCGGCGUCGCCUUCGUUCUCAUCCUCGUCCUCUUCCUGCUCUACAACAGACUCUCCAUCUUUGGCGGCGGCCACGAUGCCGCUGACUGAUCUCAAAACGGAAUGCAUUUUUCGGGAUCUAUUUUUUGUUUCUUCUUUUUUUUUGUUGAUUUCAAAAUUUCUUUUUCUUUAUACUUGCAACGUAUAGUGCUGAUGUACGGAUGUAAAGGUAGCUCGUGUAUUAUUGAAUAUGUAUAGUAUUUACACACACGAGCGAUUUUGAAAUAUGACGAACAUCCACAGUGGGUUUAGGCUA
Salvia hispanica is the source of this 692-nucleotide messenger RNA. RefSeq lists its product as uncharacterized. NCBI's taxonomy places the organism in Eukaryota, Viridiplantae, Streptophyta, Magnoliopsida, Lamiales, Lamiaceae. The record is from RefSeq and is a predicted model, not a curated record.